This is a messenger RNA of Bacillus rossius redtenbacheri, 1567 nucleotides long. Its product is annotated as NSFL1 cofactor p47-like. Gene Ontology annotation, molecular function: ubiquitin binding. The record is from RefSeq and is a predicted model, not a curated record. Lineage: Eukaryota; Metazoa; Arthropoda; Insecta; Phasmatodea; Bacillidae. Gene Ontology annotation, biological process: membrane fusion; Golgi organization; nuclear membrane reassembly. Gene Ontology annotation, cellular component: cytosol; nucleus.
UUGAUACGCGAAGGGAUGAGGUUGACAGAUUUUGUGUGAUUUCAUUUUGUGUUAUAAAGCAGAAAUAAUUUAAAUUUAAAACUCAGAAAUGUCCGAAAGGAAUGAACUUGUAUCCCAGUUUUCUGAUGUUACCGGAGUCGAUGGCGAAAGAGCAAGAUUUUAUCUAGAAUCAUCAGCAUGGCAAUUAGAAGUUGCACUCGCAAGCUUCUAUGAAAACGACGGCGAGGCGAAUCCCGUCCCGGGGGAUGAUUCCGAUGUGAUGGUGGAACCGCCCACGCCCCCUCAGGACACCUCCCCGCCGCCCCCGCCAAGGACGACUGCCCCCAAGCCGGCCACCGCGUCGUCUAGGCUGUGCACGCUGGCGGAGCUGACGCGCGCCACCAGCGACAGCUCGGACGAGGAGGAGGGGCAGGCCUUCUACGCGGGCGGCUCGGAGCACAGCGGCCAGCAGGUGCUGGGGCCGGGCAAGAAGAAGAAGAACAUCGUGUCCGCCAUGUUCAAGUCCGUGAAGGAGCACGGGGCUGAAGUCGUCGACCUCAUCAGCCGCAAGGGGGGCCGGUCGUCCACGUUCAGUGGGGCCGGGUACAGGCUGGGCCAGUCCAGCAACGACACUGAAGUGAUCGGGCUGGCCUCCAGCGACCGACGUCAGUCCCACACCGAGGUGGUGCUCAAGAUGUGGAAGGAAGGCUUCAGCAUCAACGACGGCCCGCUGAGGAGGUACUCGGACCCGGACAACAGGGAGUUCCUGACGUCUGUGCGCAACGGAGAGAUCCCGAUGGAACUGCUACGAGAAGGACUUGGCAGCGAGAUUCACCUGAACAUGGAAGAUCACAGUCAUGAUGAGUUCAAAGUUCAGAAGCAGAAACUUCAAGCCUUUUCCGGGAAGGGCCAUCUUCUGGGAAGCCCUGCACCGGCCGCCGUCGGAACGGUGAAGCCCCUGGACGAGAAGGACCGGGCAGCCAACGAGGAGCAGGCGAAGAGCAGCGUCGCCCUGAACCCAGGGGAGCCUGUGACCACGAUCCAGGUCCGCCUGGCGGACGGCUCGCGGCUGGUCGGCCAGUUCAACCACACCCACACCAUUGGGGAUGUCCGCAGGUUCAUCGUCACAGCUCGGCCUCAGUACCAGAACCUGUCGUUUAAUUUGCUCACGACUUUCCCUAGCAAAGAGCUCUCGGACGACGGAGCCAAACUGUCUGAUGCCGGCGUUCUCAACGCCACAGUCAUGCAGAGGUUAACAUAAUGGUAGAGUGUGUUUGUGAAAUGAUUUUUGUUACGCUUUUUCUAUGAUUCACGUCAUGAAAAAACUUAAAAACGUAUCGUACUGUGCAGCUAAACAGAUGCAGUACAUAUUUGUGGUUUUGAGAUUCAAGGUAUGCACAGCUUUUAUUGUUUCAGUAAAUAUGCUUGGACUGAAGAGUUAGAUUUGUUGACAAUUUUCUUUAUUAUUUUCACUGUAAGUUUACACACAGGUCUUCAUUUCUCUGUGUUCAAUCAUAAAUUUUGAGUCAAUUUUUCUACUCAAAAAUGUACCAUUUCACUUGAAAAUAAAUGUGAUGUUGCAUACCUA